AAGCUAUAGCCUCUUCUAUCUUUCUCCUUCACCUUCCUUCUUAAUUUCUCUCUUUUGCUUUGCUCUCUGCUUCUUUCUUAGACCCCUUAGUGUGAUUCUCCACCAUAUUUUUCUUUCUUAAAGACCCAUCAAACUUUAUUAAAGAGGAAAAAAAAAGAUAAAGAUCAAGAAAAAAAAGGAAUUUCAACAAUGGUUUUUUCUUCAGUUCCAGUCUAUUUAGAUCCUCCCAACUGGCAUCAGCAUCAACCAAAUCAACAGCAAAGUGUUACUACUGAAAAUCCUCAUCUUCCACCUCUUCCUCCUCCUCAUGUUAGCGGCGGUGGUGGCGGUAGCGGUGUUGGCUCUAUUCGACCUGGUUCGAUGUCAGAUCGAGCCAGGUUAGCGAAGAUACCGCAGCCGGAGACAGCUUUAAAGUGUCCAAGGUGUGAUUCAACCAACACUAAGUUUUGUUACUUUAAUAAUUACAACCUUUCUCAGCCUCGACACUUUUGUAAAACUUGUCGGAGAUAUUGGACUCGAGGUGGCGCUCUUAGAAAUGUUCCGGUCGGAGGCGGUUGCCGGAGAAACAAAAAGAGCAAAAGCCAAAGUAAUAAUAACUCAAAUUCAAAGCCAUCUUCAGUUUCCAACACGAAUUCGAGCUCAACAAGCGGAAUUAAUCCUUCAGAUCAUCAAAUUAUUGCUCAUCUGCCUCCGCAAUCAGUUCAUCACUUACCUUUCAUGACUUCAUUGCAUCAUCUUGCUCAGUUUGGUGUCGGAAAUAUUGGUUUAAACUAUGGAGGAAACCUAGGAGCAACAAAUUGUGGUAAUAACGGGUCAACUGAAACGGGUUUAUUUCAUAAUAAUGGAUCCGUAGUGCAACAAUUUCCUUUCUUUGAGCCAAUUUCAGCAAAUGGGUUGUAUCCGUUUCAUCAAAGUGAUCAAUCUGGCGUAGAAGCAUCGUCGUCUUCGAUCGAUAAUAGUCGGUUAAUUCGGUCAAUGACUAAUUCAAGCUCUAGGGUUUCUGAGUCAGCUCCGGUGAAGAUGGAAGAUAGUAAUAGCCAACAGCUAGGGUUAAAUUUAUCAAAAUCUUUUUUGGGUAUUUCAGAAAAUAGUACAAAUCAGUACUGGAGUGGAAACACGUGGACUGAUUUAUCAGGUCUCAACUCUUCUUCCACUGGUCAUCUCUUAUAAUGCUGAUCUAAGGUAGGUUGAAUAUUUUGUCGGUUAGUGAACUAUACACUUUUUAUAAAACGAUUAUUGAUAUGUUGUUCGUUAUAUUUUGAUAACUAAAUUUUUAUUUUCGUAACAACGGAAAGUUAUCCGAUCAAUUCUAAUCAAUAAAUACUGAUAUGGUUGGUGGAUUGCAUAUGUAGUAAAGUGGAAUAUCCAGCAAUCCAUCGGCUACAUUGUUGGUCGUAAUAGAUUUGAUAACUUUUCAUUGUUAGAAAAGCAACUGUUUGAUUAUCAAAAUGUAAUAAAUAAAAUGUUGAUUAUUGUUUUAUAAAAAUGUAUAAUUCAGUGACGUACUAUAAAAAUAUUUAACAUGAUCUAAGUUCUUCGUAUUACCAAUGGAAAAUCAAACCAAGAAACUGUAGAAUUAGUUUGUUUUCUAAAUUUAUUUGUUUGUUAAAUUAGUUUGAGUUCUGUUUUUCGUGUGUAUUGUAUGGUUUGUUUAAGUGAGUUUUGUGUGCGCAAGAGGAAAUCUUGUAUCUGACAUUGUGAUCUAGCAUCAAUCAAACAGCUCAGUUGAUUAUAAGGCA
Messenger RNA from Mercurialis annua (annual mercury), 1739 nucleotides. Its product is annotated as dof zinc finger protein DOF3.6-like. The record is from RefSeq and is a predicted model, not a curated record. Gene Ontology annotation, biological process: regulation of DNA-templated transcription. NCBI's taxonomy places the organism in Eukaryota, Viridiplantae, Streptophyta, Magnoliopsida, Malpighiales, Euphorbiaceae. Gene Ontology annotation, molecular function: DNA binding; DNA-binding transcription factor activity. The transcript is spliced from 2 exons. Bases 190 to 1170 code for a protein of 326 amino acids.